AUGACACUAGGACCCGUGGUAACAGGAACUUCGGUAAUUGCCCUCAAGUAUAAACAUGGAAUUUUAAUCGCAGCUGAUAGGAAAGCUAGCUACGGAAGCUAUGCAAAGUUCCAGAACGUGGAAAGGAUUUUCAAAAUUAACAACAAGACAGUGAUGAGCUUUAGUGGAGAAUUGGCAGAUGCACAGUACCUACACGAGUUACUGACAAGAGUGAAUGUGAAUAAUGUAAUGGAUAAGAAGAGUAAAUACGAUUUAUACAAUACCAAGUAUUAUCACUCCUACGUUGGUAGAUUAUUUUACAACAGAAAGAAUAAAAUAGAUCCCUUAUUCAAUAAUAUAAUCAUUGCAGGGGUGAAUUCACAAGAGUAUGAUGAUAACGACAAAGAUAUACUUUUGUAUUCAAAUCCACAAACGAAUGAUGAAUAUAAAGUUAUAAAUAAAGAUGAUUUAUACAUUGGAUUUGUUGAUAUGCACGGCACUCAAUUUUCUGCUGAUUAUAUGACAACAGGUUAUGCUCGUUACUUCGCUCUAACAUUGCUUCGAAAUCAUUACAAAGAUUACAUGUCUGAGGAUGAAGCAAAAGUUUUGCUAAAUGAAUGUCUACGUGUUUUAUAUUUUCGAGAUGCAACUGCAUCAAACAAGAUUCAAAUCGUCAAAAUUACCAGUAAGGGUGUGGAGUAUGAGGAACCUUACUUUCUCUCUAGUGAGAUGAACUCACAGGACUAUGUCUAUCCCUCUAUCAUGCUUCCCGCAACAGGAUGCAUGUGGUGA
Molecule: messenger RNA, 771 nt
Organism: Plasmodium gonderi
Lineage: Eukaryota; Apicomplexa; Aconoidasida; Haemosporida; Plasmodiidae
Product: proteasome subunit beta type-4
Exons: 2
Coding region: 1-771 (256 amino acids)
Cellular component (GO): proteasome core complex
Source: RefSeq, a predicted model, not a curated record